CGACAUCAUGGCCCCUCGCAAGAGCCCCAAAAGCAGCAGCCCCGGCCCUGGAGCCAGGAGAGAGUUUUGUGGGGCAGUCUGUUGCCAAAGGGUUACUUUGCCAAAGUGUGUUCAUCUUUUGAUGUUGACUUGCAUGUUAUGAAAGAAUGGAUACAUAUCAGCUGUUGAAGACAAAACACGGAGGAAACAAGAAUGGCAAGAAAGAAGGCAUUUCUGGAAGUUCUUUUUUUACAUGGUUUAUGGUAAUUGCACUGCUGGGAGUCUGGACUUCAGUCGCGGUGGUUUGGUUUGAGCUUGUUGAUUAUGAGGAAGUACUAGCCAAAGCAAAGGACUUCCGUUAUAACUUGUCAGAGGUACUCCAAGGAAAACUUGGGAUCUACGAUGCUGAUGGUGAUGGAGAUUUUGAUGUGGAAGAUGCCAAGGUUUUGCUAGGACAGUCACCUGGAGGGGUUAUCAAGAGAAAAGCUAAAGUCAAAGGACUUAAAGAAAGAUCUGUCCAAGAACAACCGGUUUUGAAAGAUGCAGAGGAAGUGAUCCAGCCUGCAAAAGAGACACACACAAGAGCAGAACGUAGGAUUGCUGAUGAAGUAGAACCUGAAGAUGAAAUCGAGUCUUUGCUACAUGAAGUUCUUGACUCACAACUUGAAGAACAAACAAGUAAUAUGGAUGAAGAAAAUAUAUAUGAAGAACCAAACAUUCAGGAGGACAUGGAGAGUAACAAAAUACCUGAAGUUCCCACUUUAGAAGAGGUUUAUGUUGAAGAAUUGGAAGAUAAAAUUCCAGAAGUACUAGAAGCACAUGAAUCUAUCCAGGAAGAACCUGCAAGUGACUAUCAGCCAGAAGAGCCUGAAGCAGAUGAUGCUCAUGUUACAUAUGAAUAUCAUACACAUAUGGAGGAAGUCAUGGAUCAGCCAGAAAGUCCAGAUGAAACAGAAAUAACUCUAGAAGAUACUCUGGAGCACAACACAGAAGAUACAGAGCAUCAUGACUAUGUGGAUGAACGUGAAUUAGAAAAUGAAGACUUUAUUGAGAUUCAGGAUACAGAUGGUGAACCUUUCACUGAACAUCAUUAUGAAAAUAAACAAGACAAACCUUCAGCUUCAGAUUCUUUUACUGAACAUAUUGAAUCAGUAGAUGAUAGUGAACCUACAGAAGACCAUGCAGCUGCUCAGCCUCAUGAAACAGAAGUUCCUGUUCAAGUAGAAGAAUAUUCAAAUGAUGAGUCUGUUGGUCAAGAGAAAGAAACACAGCAGAAAGAGAAAGCUAAGAAGAAGAAACCAAAAAUGCUCAAUAAAUUUGAUAAAGGCAUUAAGACUGAGCUUGAUGCUGCAGAGAAGCUGCGUAAAAAGGGAAAAGUGGAAGAAGCUUUGAAGGCAUUUGAAACAUUAGUAAGCAAGUAUCCCCAAAGUCCACGAGCAAGAUACGGAAAAGCACAGAGUGAGGAUGACUUGGCUGAGAAAAAAAGAAGCAAUGAAAUUCUACAGCGAUCUAUCAAUACUUAUGGGGAGGUAGCUAGUUUACCUAACAUUCCUGAUGAUCUGGUAAAACUAGCCCUGAAACGACGGGCAGACAGGCAGCAGUUUCUUGGUCACAUGAGAGGCUCACUGGUUACAUUACAAAAACUGGUUAAUCUAUUUCCCAAUGAUACUUCAUUCAAGAAUAAUCUUGGAGUUGGUUACCUUUUAAUUGGAGACAACAACAAUGCCAAGAGAGUUUAUGAGGAGGUUCUGGACCUGGCUCCAAAUGAUGGUUUUGCUAAAGUGCAUUAUGGCUUCAUUUUGAAGGCAGAAAACAAGAUUGAAGAAAGCAUUCCCUAUUUGAAAGAAGGUCUGGAAUCUGGAGACCCUGGUACUGAUGAUGGUCGCUUUUACUUUCAUUUGGGAGAUGCCAUGCAACGUGUUGGAAACAGUGAGGCAUAUAAAUGGUAUGAACUUGGACAUCAACGGGGGCACUUUGCAUCUGUCUGGCAGCGCUCUCUAUACAAUGUCAAAGGUUUAAAGGCCCAGCCCUGGUGGACAGCAAAGGAAACAGGCUAUACAGAACUGGUCAAGUCCUUAGAAAGAAACUGGAAAAUGAUUCGGGAUGAAGGACUUGCUGUGAUGGAUAGAGGAAAGGGUCUCUUUCUGCCUGAAGAUGAGAACUUGCGGGAAAAAGGUGACUGGAGCCAGUUCACUCUGUGGCAGCAAGGAAGAAAAAAUGAAAAUGCCUGUAACAGCGUUCCCAAAACAUGUGCCUUUUUAGAACGAUUCCCAGAGGCCACUGGAUGCAGAAGAGGACAGAUCAAAUAUUCUGUCAUGCAUCCAGGAACUCAUGUCUGGCCUCACACUGGGCCUACUAAUUGUCGGCUGAGGAUGCAUUUAGGCUUGGUGAUUCCCAAUGAAGGCUGCAGGAUCCGCUGUGCACAAGAAACAAGGUUCUGGGAAGAAGGAAAGGUUCUCAUCUUUGACGACUCUUUUGAACAUGAGGUGUGGCAAGAUGCUCAGGCUUAUCGCCUGAUAUUCAUUGUGGAUGUUUGGCAUCCAGAGUUAACACCACAACAGCGGCGCACCCUUCCAGCCAUUUAAGCAUGAAGUUUGAAGCUUUCGUUUUUUUGAGGUCCAGAUUUUUUGCUGGGAAAAGCACCAUGGUAAACCAAAAGUGAAAGUGAACUGAAUGAAGAAAUCCAUAUAUGGAUUUUAAAGCUUCCUCUUCUGUGUAUUAUACCAUUACCAUUACAGCACUGAUCUUUAUAAUUCUGUGUUCAUGCUGCAAGUACAGAUCUCUGUAUUUUAUCAGCCAAAGAGUGUCUCAUGGCAUGCUUCAGACUAAUAUGUAUGCAAGUGUCAGUCUUUUGUUAUGCCUGUUAUGCCUGUUAGGCAAACUUUUGGUGUUCUAGUUGUCUGGGCACUAUACUAAAGGUUGUUGUUCAAACAUAAAGGACAAAGAUUUCCUGACAAGGAAGGGUUAUGUAGCAGCAGUGCACAGUGGAUUGUGCCUGACAUAUCUAGCCUUGCAAGCACACCUGUAUGCAUUUAGGACAUGCAGUGGAAAUUUGUAGUACAGUGUUUAAAUUUAAAACAGUGGACUUAAAGUGUGAACUGUAGAUAGUUUGAGUGAAUGGUUUUAUAUUGUGUUUUUUAGAAAGGGUAUUUUUCUACCACAAUGAUAUAGACAUUUGUUUUGCUCUUUAUGAACCACUUUUGUAAUUUUCCUUGAAUUUCUUUUGUAAAAAUAGCAUCUCCUACAAUGUUAACAAGAAUGAACCUUCACAAGCAGCUCUCCAGUGUACUGACUAUGGCUUUCUCCUUCCAAUUGGGAUGAAAAAUGCCAAUUUCCUUUCUUCAGUUCCUGGUUAAGAGUGUUUAUAAUCUAGCACUGAUAUGUGUAAGAGCCAGUGUGGUGGAAUGGUUUGAGUGUUGGACUACAACUCUAGAAAUCAGGGUUCAGUUCCCCACUUGGAAAACACACUGGAUGACCUUGGGUGAGUCACACACUCUCAGCCCCAGAAAUCCCUGUGAUAAGGUCACUUUAGGGUUCAUAUGUCAGAAAUGACUUCAAGGCACACAAUAAUAGCAAUAAACAAUUAAUACCUGUGUUUAUUUCUAACAAUGUCAUUAAAGCCGUACUGAGAGGCAUGGAGACUUUCAAUUAUAUAUAGCUUUUACCUUCAAGUUUUCUAUGCAGUAAAAAGCCUUUCAUUUCAAUAGGAAUUACACAAACACUGAUUAAGGGGCUGUUCUGUGAUGGAGUAAGUUUUGGAGCCAUUUUGCUCCAAAAAUGGUUUGUCAUGACAUUUCUAUUAUGUUCUUAACUGUGGCCAAUUUUUGAUUUUACAUGAAUAUUUGUAGACUACUGGAAUUUACCCAGCGUGUGUGAAGUGACAACCACAUGCUUCUUGUAGGGAGUCACAGAAAAAAAUGGUGGAAGAACAAACAUUCAUAUUACCAACAGGCAGUGACUUUUUCUGGUGCACUUGUAGUCAGACAGUGACUGCCAGACUCUGCCUAUACACACUUCAGAGCCUAGAAAGGUUAUGUUGGGAAACAGAACUCCCAGGAUCCUCAGCCAACAUCUCCAGAAAAUUCUAGGAGUUAUAAUACCAAAAAAUAACAUUUCCAAAAUGCAGCAAAUGUUUUGUGGUAUGAAAAGUACCAGAUCUUUCAGUUUCUACUUAGGAAUGGUGGACUGGGACCUAGCAAAUGAGAUCAGGCAUUCCAACAAAUUGGGAUAGAUUUUUUAAAAAUUUAUGUCUAAAAAUAUAGCUGAUUCCUAUGAGCAAUUCCCUGUUCAUGAUCAAAAUGUAUAUAAUAGUUAUGAUCUCAAGAAGAGAUAUAUGCCAAAUUAUGCAUUGGAUGAGUUUUGUAGAACUGUACAUUUAGAUUGAGAAAAUAGAUACAGUGCGCCCACGUCAUACACGAAUGUGCUUUAUGCGGCUUUCAGCAUACACUGAAAGCCACGUGGGGAGAAGGGGCAGAGCAUCUCAUAGGGACGAAAUGGGUGUGCACAUGUGGUGUGCACGCGCUGCCGCAUCAUCACACCACCGCGUGCACGAGGCCCAUUAAUUUAAAUGGGGCUCAAGCAUAGGCGGUAUUUGCUUUAUGCGGGGGAGUCCAGAACGGAUCCCCCGCGUAAAGCAAGGGCGCACUGUACUAAGAUAAUACUAAGAGAAAAAAAUAUUAACUAUUAGCUUCUACUACUAUCAGAAAAUCUGAUGGUUUGUAUUUCAUCAUGAUUGAAUCAAGGAAUUUUGAAAAUAUAUUCAAAUGGAAACAGUCCCAAUGCAGAAUGCAUAUAAAUAGCUCCCUUUUUAAAGUGCAAACUGAAAACCUGAAUAAGUGUUUGCUGUUGCAUUUGGAAAAACCCCAGGCUACAUUUUCCUGUAACACUAAUUGGUUUAAUAUUUGCAUGAAAACAAGUCUUCCAAGUAGCAGAGAUGUGUGAUUGGCAAACAGAAUAAAGCAAAUCACACUAAAUGUGCACCUACCAGUAUAUUGCUGUCCAUUAUGUUCUGUUGAAUAUCAUGCAUCAAAUUCAGGUGCCUUCAAUGUGGCAUUGUGAAUUUUCUAUCUGUAUGUUAACAGCUUUAACACUAAGAUUGUUUAUAGAUUUUUCAGUGGAAUCAAAGAACCAAAGUGCUUGUCUCCAUGAGCUGUGGCUGCUGGAAUAACCAAGCCUUAUAUAAAACCCUUGCAAAACUGCUUA
This is a messenger RNA of Sceloporus undulatus (fence lizard), 5181 nucleotides long. It is a transcript of the gene ASPH, whose product is annotated as aspartate beta-hydroxylase. The transcript has 30 exons. Bases 147 to 2564 code for a protein of 805 amino acids. Gene Ontology annotation, biological process: peptidyl-aspartic acid hydroxylation. Lineage: Eukaryota; Metazoa; Chordata; Lepidosauria; Squamata; Phrynosomatidae. Gene Ontology annotation, cellular component: membrane; endoplasmic reticulum. The record is from RefSeq and is a predicted model, not a curated record. Gene Ontology annotation, molecular function: protein binding; peptidyl-aspartic acid 3-dioxygenase activity.